Molecule: messenger RNA, 1419 nt
Organism: Cynara cardunculus var. scolymus (artichoke)
Lineage: Eukaryota; Viridiplantae; Streptophyta; Magnoliopsida; Asterales; Asteraceae
Product: IAA-amino acid hydrolase ILR1-like
Exons: 5
Coding region: 34-1386 (450 amino acids)
Biological process (GO): auxin metabolic process
Cellular component (GO): endoplasmic reticulum
Molecular function (GO): IAA-Ala conjugate hydrolase activity
Source: RefSeq, a predicted model, not a curated record
GAAGGAACCCGAUCGCUCUGCCUACCGGCAAAGAUGAGAUUUUCUCUUUCCCGCCUCCCCAUUCUUGUUUCCGCCGUCAUUAUCUUGCACUACACCUUCUUCCUCAAAUCAUUACGAGCUUUAGAACCAACGAUCCUUUUGAAACCAGAGGUGGUUGGUCCCCUUGGUCGGCAGCUUUUGGAGACUGCGAAGUCACCGGGAUUUUAUAACUGGGUGAGAGACAUCCGUCGGAAAAUCCAUGCGUACCCGGAGCUUGGGUUUCAAGAAUACAAAACGAGUGAAUUGAUAAGRGCGGAGCUUGAUAACCUUGGAAUCGAGUACACAUGGCCGGUGGCGGGGACGGGUGUUGUGGCUACCAUUGGCUCCGGCGAACAACCAUUCUUUGCUCUCCGUGCAGACAUGGAUGCUCUGCCACUUCAGGAAUUAGUCGAUUGGGAUCACCGGAGUAAGAACGCCGGAAAAAUGCAUGCGUGUGGUCACGAUUCUCAUGUAGCAAUGCUACUUGGAGCAGCAAAGUUGCUUCAAGCCAGGAGACAUGAACUCAAGGGAACCGUAAAGCUGGUUUUCCAGCCCGGCGAAGAGGGUUUCGCCGGAGCUUAUCAUAUGCUUAAACACAGUGCACUUGACAACGUCAAAGCCGCCUUUGGCCUCCAUGUUUUGCCGUCAUAUCCGGUGGGCGUCGUAGCUUCWCGGCCAGGCCCGGUGCUAGCUGGUUCUGGAAGGUUUACUGCAACCAUUAAAGGUAUUGGUGGACAUGCKGCAACCCCACAUUUAUCAAAAGAUCCGAUUCUUGCAGCAUCAAUGGCGGUUGUUGUUCUGCAACAGAUUGUAUCUCGCGAAACCGAUCCACUUGAGUCCAAAGUUUUGACCAUCGGACACAUUACCGGAGGCAAAGCAGACAAUGUGAUUCCAGAGAGUGUUAAAUUUGGGGGAUCAUAUCGAAGCUUGUCUUCAAAAGGUCUAGUAAACACGAAAGAAAGGAUUAAACAGGUGGUAGAGUUGCAGGCCGCCGUUCACCAUUGCACAGCCGAGUUUGAUUUCAUGGAGGAAACGCCGUUGCCGUACCCGGUGAUGGUAAACGACGAAGGGAUGUACGAACACGCAAAGACGGUGGCUGAAAUCAUAUUAGGAAAACCCAACGUGCAUUUGAUGCCGGUGACGAUGGGAGGUGAGGAUUUUAGCUUCUUUACACAGAAAAUGCCGGCAAUCAUGUUCGUGAUCGGAACAAAGAACAAGACUCAUGAACCAGAGCAUAGUUUACAUUCGCCGUAUUUUGUUAUUGAUGAAUCUGCUCUUCCGAUUGGAUCAGUUUUUCAUGCCGCCGUGGCGAUUUCUUACCUGGAUAGCCAUGGCGGCGGUGGCGCCACCUAUCGUGAUGAGUUGUAAGCUUUUGGGUUAGAAUGAAUGUACAAAAAAUAA